Drosophila montana is the source of this 17527-nucleotide messenger RNA. It is a transcript of the gene pros, whose product is annotated as prospero. Gene Ontology annotation, molecular function: RNA polymerase II cis-regulatory region sequence-specific DNA binding; DNA-binding transcription factor activity, RNA polymerase II-specific. Gene Ontology annotation, cellular component: nucleus. The transcript has 7 exons. Bases 1486 to 7338 code for a protein of 1950 amino acids. Gene Ontology annotation, biological process: regulation of transcription by RNA polymerase II. The record is from RefSeq and is a predicted model, not a curated record. Lineage: Eukaryota; Metazoa; Arthropoda; Insecta; Diptera; Drosophilidae.
ACAUUCAAAUACAAAUUCCAAGUCAGUUGUUUGUUUUAGUUCUGAAACACACGAACAAGAAAUAAAGACCAAAGCUAGAGAUCAUCAUUUCUUUGGCGUUCUCAUGUACGCAUACAAAUUGAGGCUGGUGCAAUUCGACAGAUACUUUGACACAUUCCAAUUGCAAGAGCCACCAAGUUGGAAUCCCUCGGAUCGUUCGCAUCGCAUUUCGUUAACGGCGACGGCGACGCAGACAAAAAUGCCAAAAUUGGCAACGCGCUGCGCCCCGCACUCAACGAACUGCCACUUCAGACAACCAGCAUUAACUGUGGACACGAGAGAGAACCUCAACAUUGCCAUGGAUAAAUAACAUCAGUAAACUGUCCUGUUACACCAUAUCGAGAAGUUAUCCAAUGAGAAAGCCGCUUAAAUUUUGGAGGAUCUAUGAUGAACGACGGAGAAAAAUAAUAACGCUUUGUUUGUGAAACACUUUUUGAGCGCAAGCAAGGAUUAUUCAAGAUAACAACAUAAAGAAAGCUAAAGCAAAAACAAAAACAAAAAUUACGAAAACGAACAAAUUUCAACGCAAGUUCUCGACAAAAGAAGCCGAAAAACACUUUUAGAGAAUUAUAUAUCAAAGCGAAACCUAACGACGAACCAAAUAAAGAAAAACAAAAUAAAUAAAAAAUUAAACGAAGACCUAAACAAGAAGAGAAAAUAAAAUCAACACAAAUUUAAAUAACAUUAAAUGCAAAGGACAUUCGCAUGUGUGUGGUGGUGGAAAGAAAAUUCAAAACAAAAUUCACAAUUAGAAAACGCAGAAAAAAACGUAGAAAACGUAGACGCAAAAUCAACAGCAACAGCAACAACAGCAACUGCAACUGCAACAAACUGUCAACAACAUCGCGAGCAAUUUUGAAUUGUAACAUUUCGACAAACAAGUUGAGCGAAAGCAAAAUUUCAACGUUUGGCGCAACUAAACGGAGACAGCGAAAGCGAGGGAGAGAAAGAGAGAGAGCGAGCCCGUUACAAGGAUAAGUAACCAGAAGAAUUAGUAGUUCGGGCUAGCUACUAAGUUUUGAAGCAUAGCAAAUACGCACACACGUACACGCACACACAAACACACACAGCCAACGACAUCUCGGACUUACAAACAACCAGCUAAACGAUAAAGAAACGGGUUACAGAUCGGACAACCGAGUGGACUUAAACUUGAAAUUACGCAUACGCCGAUUGAGCGCUACUGCGGCGAAUUACUACACUAAGUUAAGGAGAAGAGCAGGAGAAAGCCGGCCACGACACGCCGACAACAUCGCCAACAACCAAUCGAAGCCAAGGCGAAGUAAACGCUCUCGCAUUAGCUAACAGGAGAAGUGGCCUGCUGCAUGUGUGUGCCUGACGCUGUGAGAGCGCAAUCGAAAGUGCAAGAGAGCAACGCUGCAAAGGCAACGGAGAGCCAACGUGGAGAGGCGAGCGCGCGCUGCUGCUGCUGUUUGGCAUCAUCUUAUGAUGUCAUCAGAGGAGUACGACGCGGACUGUUUUGGUUUGUACAGCGAUGAGAACGAUGUUCUGCUAAAGGCAACGGCAACCACAUUGGAGACAGAGGCUGAGUGUAAGCUGCAACCCCCACAACAGGCAAAGAGCGUAGCAAUUGCGCUGCCACCACCACCAACGCCGCAGCCACUGCAGGCAAGCAACGGCAACGGCAGCGGCAACGGCAGCGGCAACGGUCGCACAACACCAACACAGACAAACGGUAACGACGACGCGGCGAACUGUGGCGAAAACGUUAGCGAAGCGGAGAAGCAUUGCAAAGGCAAAGCCAGCGACUCGGACGACGACGGUAACGACGAAGGCGACUCCGACUCGGACGACGUCGUCGUAAUCGAAGGCAACAACAGCAAGGCGACCGCGAUAGCAGCGGCAGCACCAACCAACAGUAACCGCCGCAGUCGCAGUCGCAGUCGUAGUAGUCGCCGUAACGCACUCAAACGACAAAUCAGUCAGUCUACGGCCGUCGGCAAGACAACAACGUGCGCGGCUAAAAAACUGUUGACUACAGCGACAACAUCAACCAAAGUUGCCAGCAAUUGUAACAGUAGCAACAUUAACUCGAACUCGAACUUAGUGAGAAAUCGUCGCACGCGCACGCGAUCCUUGAGCAAAGACAGUAACAAUAUUAGUAAUAGUAACAGUAAUUUGAAUAGUAACAGUGUUUGUAAUAGUGUUAACAAUAACAGCUGCAGCAACGGCGGCGCAACGGCAACCGCUGCCUUCAUGAGUAGCGCUGCUGCGGCUGCUGCGGGUGCCGCUGGUGGUGCACUCUACACUAACAACAUCAACAUAACCAACAAUAACAACAGCAAUAACAAUAACAGCAACAUCACGAGCAGCUCAAACCAAAGCCCAACGGCAGCAACAAUUGCCACAACAGCAGCAGCAACAACAGCAACUGCUUUAUCCGGCUCCAGUUCGCCGGGCUCCGUUAAUUCGGCAUCAUCGCUGCUCAGCGCAGCCUUUGGCAAUCUAUUUGGCGGCUCCUCGGCGAAAAUGUUAAACGAGCUGUUCGGGCGGCAAAUGAAGCAGGCGCAGGAUGCCACCAGUGGGCUGCCACAGAGUCUCGACAAUGCCAUGUUGGCAGCGGCCAUGGAGACGGCCACCAGUGCCGAUCUGCUGAGCGCUGCUGGGCUGGUCAGCAGUUUAAGUACCAGCAAAUUGCUCAAUAAUAAUAAUAACAACAACAACAAUACGCCACUCAGCAACGGCAAUAACAACAAUAACAACAACAACAACAAUGCUUCUAUAUCGCCAGGAUCGGCGCACUCGUCCACUCCCAAAGGUGGCAGCAGUCGGCGUGUGUCCAACUGCAGCGAUCGCUCGCUGGAUGGUAAUCUUGCAGUAGCAGCAACAACAACAGCAGCAGAUGUUGCCGGUGGCUCGCCCCCACGCGCGGCUUCGGUAAGUUCGUUGAAUGGUGGCGCCAGCAACACCAACGAGCAGCACCAACUGCAGCACGAUUUGGUGGCACAUCACAUGCUGCGCAAUAUACUGCAAGGCAAGAAGGAGCUGAUGCAGCUCGAUCAGGAGCUGCGCACGGCCAUGCAGCAACAGCAGCAGCAACAACAGCAGCAGCAGCAGCAACAUCAUGAGAAACACCAACAGGAGCUGCACUCCAAGCUCAAUAACAACACUACCACCAACAACAACAACAACGUCGUCUCUGAGAGCAUCAAUUUGAUUGAAGACAGCGAAAUGCCAGAGAUUAAAAUCAAAAGUGAGCCUGAACUGAUGGCAACAGCAACACAGGCGCCCCAUUCCCCACACGGCGGCAGCAGCCACAGCCACAGCAGCAACAGCAGCAGCAGCCACAGCCACAGCCACAACAGCAGCAGCAACAGCAUCGCAAGCAAUGGCAGCCUGAGACGCAAAUCCUCCGAUUCACUGGACAGCAUGCCGCGAGAGGAGCGUGCCACGCCCGCGACAACAGUUGAGCCACAGCUCCAGAAUGAGGCGCUGCCGACGAAAAAGGAAGCCGUGGAUGAUAUGCUGGACGAUGUGGAGCUGUUGGGCCUGGCUGGCCAUGGGCAUUCGCGCAACUCUGAUCUGGAAUCGCUGGCAUCGCCCAGUCACUCGGACAUGUUGCUGCUGGACAACAGCAAGGACGAGGUGCUGGACAACGAUGACAUUAUCGAGGAUGACGAGGACGACGAUGAUGACGACGAUGAUUGCAUUGAGACAAAACGUGAGUCCAACACCAGCAGCUCCAACUGCCUCAAGAAACCCGGCAUGGAGCUGAAGCGUGCCCGCGUCGAACACAUUGUGUCCAGCAUGCGCUGCAGUCCCUCCGCAACGGCCCAGGCUGGCCAAUUGCAGGUGAAUGGCUGCAAGAAGCGCAAGCUGUAUCAGCCCCAACAGCACGCCAUGGAGCGAUAUGUGGCCGCGGCGGCGGGUCUCAAUUUUGGCCUGAAUCUGCAGAGCAUGAUGCUCGACCAGGAGGACAGCGAGUCCAAUGAGCUGGAAUCGCCCCAGAUACAGCAGAAGCGCGUGGAGAAGAAUGCGCUGAAGUCGCAGCUGCGCUCCAUGCAGGAGCAGCUGGCCGAGAUGCAGCAGAAAUAUGUACAGCUGUGCACGCGCAUGGAGCAGGAGUCCGAGUGCCAGGAGCUGGACAACGACCACGAACAGGACAUGGACAGCAUGGAGCAGGAACAAGAACAGGAGCAGGAGCCAGAGCCGUUGCAGCAACAAAACGAUGACAUCGAGCUCUCCCACUCGCCCACGCUCACCGAAUCCACGCCCAAGGAGUCAGCGGAACGUGCCGGCUCCAGUUCGCCCACGUUGAAGCCACAGAGCAGCAGCAGCAACAAGAGCAGCAGCGACAAUGUUGCUGCCACCACGCCCAAUAUGCUCACACAGAUGAUGUCCAAAAUGAUGUCCAGCAAGCUGCAGCAUCAGCAUAAUCCGCUGGUGGGCGUGGCGCAUCCAGCACUGCCCCAGGGCUUUCCGCCACUGCUGCAGCACAUGGGCGACAUGUCGCAUGCGGCUGCCAUGUACCAGCAAUUCUUCUUCGAGCAGGAGGCGCGCAUGGCAAAAGAAGCUGCCGAGCAACAGCAGCAGCAGCAACAACAGCAACAGCAGCAACAGCAGCAACAACAGCAACAGCAACAGGAACAGCAGCGUCGUUACGAGCAGGAGCAGGAGCAGCAGCGACGCAAGGAAGAGCAACAGCAGCAGCUGCAUCGCCAGCAGCAACAUUUGCAACAGUUGCAGCAACAGCAGCAGCAGCUGGAGCAUCAUGUUGCCGCUGCUGUGCCACGCGUUCAGCUGCAUCCGCCCGCCCGCCUGCCCACACGCAUGGGCGGCGCUGCAGCUGCUGCUGCUGCUGCCGCACAUAGUGUACUCAAGUCCGAGCUAUCCGAGAAGUUUCAAAUGCUGCGCCAGCACAACAGCAGCAGCAACAACAGCAGCAACAACAACAACAACAACAGCAAUAAUAACAGCUCCAUGAUGCGCAUGUCCGGCACCGAUUUGGAGGGCCUGGCCGAUGUGCUCAAAUCAGAAAUAACCACAUCGCUGUCCGCUCUGGUGGACACAAUUGUCACACGUUUCGUGCAUCAGCGUCGCCUGUUCAGCAAACAGGCGGAUUCGGUAACGGCGGCCGCCGAGCAGCUCAACAAGGAUCUGAUGCUGGCAUCCCAGAUACUCGAUCGCAAAUCGCCGCGCACCAAAGUCGUCGCCGAUCGCGGACACAGCGGCAAUCCGGGCGCCCAGAACGGUCCGACGCCAGCAACACAAUCAGGUAAUAAUGGUUCAAUACUAUUAGCUAAUAGUCAGCAGGCGAGUCAGGGUCAGGGCAACAGCAGCAGUGCUGUCAAUGCAAAUCAGCAGCAGCACCAGCAGCAGCAGCAGCAGCAACAACAGCAGCAACUUGCACAGCAGCAGCAGCAACAACAGACCGCUCAGCAGCACCAACAGCAGCAGCAGCAGCAACAGCAGCAACAACAGCCGCCACAGCCGCAACAUGCCCUAAAUCAAUCGCAAGUAAUGUCUGCCAUGGCAGCUGCACAGCAGCAAUUGCCAAAUUGUCAGCAGCUGAUUGCUGCUCCCCGUCUCAAUGGCAAUCAAUUGUCGUUUGCCUCACCCGCGGCCGCUGCUGCCGCCGCCAUGGGCCUGCAAAUGCAUCAUGCUGCCGCCGCAGCUGCCAUGCAGCAGCAGCAGCAACAGCAACAGCAGCAACAGGCUAGCGAGGCGGCUGUUGCUGGCGGCAAUGCGGUCAAUACUGUUAACCAAACGAAUGCAACUAACAAUAGCUUAAGUUCACUUAAUAUACCACCACCUCACAUACGUCCCUCGCCCACAGCGGCGGCCAUGUUUCAGGCGCCCAAAACGCCCCAGGGUAUGAAUCCGGUAGCUGCGGCUGCGCUCUACAAUUCGAUGGCAAGUCCCUUCUGUCUGCCGCCCGAUCAACAGCAACAGGCCGCACAGCAGCAGCAGCAACAGGCCGCACAGCAGCAACAGCAACAGGCCGUGCAACAGCAGCAUCAGAGCGCCCAACAGACCCAACAACAGCUGGAGCAAAAUGAGGCCUUGAGCCUGGUGGUGACACCCAAGAAGAAACGACAUAAGGUCACCGAUACACGCAUCACGCCGCGUACCGUCAGCCGUAUAUUGGCUCAGGAUGGCGUUGUGCCGCCUAGUGGACAGGCAGCUGCCGCAGCAGUUGCUGCCGCACAGCAACAACAACAGCAGCAACAGCAGCAGCAACAGCAACAGCAGCAGAGCAGCAGUGGCAGCAGCAACAACAACAAUUCAACGCCCGCACAGAGCCCAACGGGUCGCGGCCAAGCCGCAGGCACAUAUCAUCCACCACCACCACCACCACCACCCAUGAUGCCAGUGUCUUUGCCCACCUCGGUGGCUAUACCAAAUCCAUCGCUGCACGAAUCUAAAGUCUUUUCGCCGUACAGUCCAUUCUUCAAUCCGCAUGCGGCGCCGGGUCCACACGGUCCGCAUGGCGGUCAGCCCACAGCUGCACAGUUGCACCACCAGCACCACCAUCAGAUGCAGCUUUCAUCGAGUCCGCCAGGCAGCCUGGGCGCAUUGAUGGAUUCGCGCGACUCACCGCCACUGCCACAUCCGCCAACGAUGCUCCAUCCCGCUCUUUUGGCAGCUGCCCACCAUGGCGGCUCACCGGACUACAAGACCUGCCUGCGAGCCGUCAUGGAUGCCCAGGAUCGGCAGUCCGAGUGUAACUCGGCCGACAUGACAUUCGAUGGCAUGCAGCCUACUAUAUCCUUUUUAAAACAACAACAAUCGCAGCUAUCCGGAGGGCACUCAGUGCCAAUGGUCAACAAUCAUUGCGAAUCCUUGACUCCUCUGCACUCUUCUACAUUGACACCGAUGCACCUGCGCAAGGCCAAGCUGAUGUUCUUCUGGGUGCGGUACCCGAGCUCAGCGGUGCUCAAGAUGUACUUUCCGGAUAUAAAGUUCAACAAAAAUAAUACAGCACAAUUGGUGAAAUGGUUCUCGAAUUUUCGAGAAUUCUACUACAUACAAAUGGAGAAAUAUGCACGACAAGCUGUCACUGAAGGCAUCAAGACACCCGAUGAUCUGUUGAUUGCUGGAGAUAGUGAAUUAUAUCGCGUGCUCAAUUUGCACUACAAUCGCAAUAAUCACAUUGAGGUACCCCAAAAUUUUCGCUUUGUGGUCGAACAGACACUGCGUGAAUUUUUCCGUGCAAUACAGGGUGGCAAAGACACCGAGCAAUCGUGGAAGAAAUCCAUAUACAAAAUAAUCUCACGCAUGGACGAUCCCGUGCCCGAAUACUUCAAGUCGCCGAAUUUUUUAGAGCAACUGGAAUAAGUGGAGGAGUUGGCUAUGCCAACGAUGCCACCACCCCUGAAUCAACCUACGAACCCUGCUACGACUACCACAACAACAACUGCAACAACAGCAAUGCCGAAAGCGAAGCGAAAACAAAAGUUAAAAAGUUAAAUCUACGUAAGAAAUACAACUGGAUAUAAUGCAUACAUAGCAUAUGUAUUAUGUACACACUCACACUAAAGAGGCAACACUUUUCUUAGGUAUUCUUCGUAUAUAUUUUUCUUUUAAUUUUGUGGCCUCUCGUCGAAAAUGAAUAGAAUAACCACAACCACAAGAAAGAAAUCAAAUUGCAAUCGUAAAAUAUUUCUGUAGAGCCGUAAAAUAUUUUUUUAAAAAUUUCGCAAAAUGCCGUCUUCGCUCCCUGGAGCUAAACAAAAGCAACAAAAUACACAAUAAUAGGCGCAAGUCGCAUUAGGUUUGAUGCAACAGCAAAAUCAAAUAAAAACACACUUACACACACACAAUAUAUAUGAACAUGCCUCAGCUUAAAACGUGAGCGCUUAAAAGUAUGCAGCGCUUUUGAUCAUCUACCAAAUGUUGAAAAAGAAAAAGAAAAAGAACAAGAAAUAUAGUGCAAAUUUAAAACCUGAGCCGGUAAAGACACCAGCACUCUCACACUCACACAUACACACACACACACACACACACAAACACAUACACUACAAUUGUAUCUAUACAGAGGGUAAACUGUACUCUGACCGUUGGGGUUACUAGUUGAAAUUUUUUAAAAAAUAUUUUUACUAUACGUUUAUAUUACAAAUACAUACAUAGUUGAGCAAUCUAUUAAUCUACCGAAAGUUGACACACAUUCCAAAGACACAAUCUAAUCACAAACAAACACAUACACACACACUUUUACACUUCGGUACAGUUUUCGUAGGAAUUUAAAGUGUGUUUUUUCAGCCGAUUGAAAAGUUCUUUGCAGCUGGAGCUGUAAAUGAUCCAAUUGCAGACAAACUUUUCUGUACGUCUUUUAGGCGGCAGUGUUGCACAAGCUUUAAAAAAGUGUUAUGCAAUUCUGUCGAAGAACAUAAACUAAAUUAACCAAGUUCAGGUUGCUUAUUUCCUUUUAACAUUAAGCACAAUUCAAUGUCUAUCAAAAAAGCAAAAAAAAACCAAAAAAAAAAGUUAAUCAAGAAAAACAUAAAAAUUUUGCGAGUAGUAUUUUAAAAGAAAAAAAUUAAUAAUAAUUUGUAUUAGCAGCGGGCGUUAGGGUAGUUAAAUUUAUUUAGUGUUAUGCAAAAAAAAAUACGACCAAAGUUUAUUGUUAAUCAGCUAAUGCGAAUGCGAAUUCAAAUGCGAUUUUUAUUUUAAACCAUGUCCCAUCUUUAUAUAAAAAUUUUUGAAUGCACCCAAUUGUGCACGCAUAUUAAUUUUUUAAAAACCAACAAACACACAAACACAAACACACACACUAGUCUGUUAUUUAUGUACAUAUACGUUUAGUUGAAUAGCAUUCGAUUUAAGUUUAUGUUUAGUUUAAUUUACUUGGCCUUAAGUUGCAACAAAUAUAUACAAAAACCAAAUAUAUACACAAAACAAGAAAACCACAUUAUAAUCAAAAAAUUUGAGUUUGUUUUCUUAUACUUAUGUUAUCGAUCCCACGUUUUAUCGUUUUGAAUAUAUGAGCCGCCGGCUGUGUGCCUCAUUAUGCACUUUCAUUUCACACCAAGCAUGGAAAGUGGGCGGGUUAAGAGGGAUAUGUUUGCCUGCUCUGAUCGUUUGGGGCAGGCAAACGGGUGCUGCACUACACCAAUUGCAGCACCCCAAUAAUAACAACAACAACAACAAAAUAACAUUCAUCAAAGCAUGCAAACACAUAAAAACAUCGCGAAAAUAUUGAACUUGAAAAAUAUAAAAGAAAUAUUCCUCAACAACUUUGCGGCAACCAUUCGAAACACACAAAUUUCGGCCCAUCAUGUGCUUUGAGGAGCUCAUAAGCCGGCUUCAGCCGACUCCCCCACCCCUAACGCCCCCUAGCUCUAUUUUAUUGGCUGCAAAUAAGGGAUUAGAGUCGGGAAGAACACCGCUUUAUAUAGAACAUACUUAGCUGAUAUGUUCAACAACAUAAUGCAACAACUUUUGGCAACCCAAUGGAUUAAGCAAAAUUUUUACAAUAGUCGAAUUUUAGCUAAAGCGAAAUUGAAUCGAACUAACAACUUUUAGGCCUAAACCCAUUGAAUAAUGGUAAACUAAACAAAAUUUUAUGCAAUUCGGCGUAAUUAUCACAAAAUUAAACAAAGUAUAAACGGUGAGUUUCCUAAUCUAAUGCAAAAAAUAAAAAAUUAAUAAAACUUUUGGGAAUAUAUUAAUUGAUAUCGAAAUUAAAAUUAAAAUUUCUUAAAAAAAAACGGAUAAAAAGAAAAUUGAAAAAUUCAUAAUUAGAUUAACAAAGCGUACAAACAUAACUUGUUUAUAUUGGCAAAAGAAAAUAUCUAAUUUGAUUUUUAUUUCUUUUCAAUUGUUUUCUCGAGGUUCUCAUUUCAUUUCGCACACUUGCAACAAACACAAAUCGAAAUUGAAAAACUCAAAAUUGAAAGCUCGUUGAUUGUUAAUGCCUUUACAAAAUUUAUUAAGCGAAAACGAUACUAAAAGAAAUACUUUUGGCCCUGAAGUUGACUAAAAAUUUAUUUAAAUACAAUUGUAACUGAUUUUGUGAUAAGACAAAAAAGAAAAAUGCAAAAAAAAAAAACAAAAAACGAAUGAAACAUAAAACAGCAUUAUUGUUUUGGUAUAUGCCAAUAUGGUGGCUACGUGGGGGCGGUGGUCACCCACACUGACCACACGAGCCGCCAUACAAAAUUAUUGAUUGUAAAAAUAGUUAAUUGAAAGAGAUUAAUCUAAACGAAAUUGAAAAGAAUAUUUAAAAGAAAACCUUUAGGCAAUUUAAGGCGUAUUAACAAUAAACAAAAGCUACAAAACUUUCGGCUAAACAAAAAAAACUUUAGGCAAAAUUUUAUAAAUUAAGCAAGUCGAAAUUCACGAUUUUUAACAUGGAAAUGAAAACCAAAACAAACGGAAAAGCCAAAAAACUCGCCAAUGAUCCGUCAAAAUUAAAACAAAUUUUUGCAAAAAUUAAAGUUCUGUUUUGUUUUUAGUUUGUCAAUUUAUUUACUUGUGUAGGUUUUCUAAGAACACACCAUUAAAAAGCACAAAAACAGAUUGUCAUAGCUCAUUUUAUUGACGAUAUUUAAUAUGAGAUAAAAUAAGAAAUUGAAAAGUUUGAAAAAUUUGAAUCAGCCUAUUUAACAUACUUGCGUACCAAUAAGAAGAACAACAAAUACAAUACAUACAUACAACUACAUAUACUAUAUAAAUUGACAUACAUACGUACAUAUUUCAUACAUUUAUACUUACAUACAUAAUUAUACUAUAAGUGAACAAAAACAAAACAAAAAAGGCAUAUUAAUAAUUGGUUAAUAAACAAAAUUCAUUGAGAAAAAAACACAAAAAAAAAAAAACAAACAAAACGAAGAUUGCUUUUUCUUUACAAAAUUCCUUCCAAACUUUGGCAUUGUUUCUUUUUUGUCAACAUUUUUUAUGUUACUUUAUUUUAAUUACAAAAACUAUAUUACAACUUUUGGCAUUAAUCAGAGAACAAUUUUGAUAUCAACGGAAAUGAUUGGCCUUCACCAACACUACAACACUAUAAACUCAAACCUAAAUCACAUGCACAACAACUAACGGUAAGCGAAUCAAUUUCAUAAAACAAAUUAUUAUCGCAGCUCAAGACCGGGAUUCACAAAAGCAGCGGCAGUCAUUAAACUAUAUUCAUAACUCUUUGGCAAUAAACUUUUGAGGCGCUGAAAUUGCGUUUUGUUUUCCCACACAUGCGUCCAUAUGAACGAGAUUUUGGUGUUGAUAAAUUCCAAAAUAUUUAAAUCGAACGCCAUAGCCUAGAGAACAGUUUGAAUCAUUUAUACUACAAAAUAUGUAACUGCUUUUGUGAACCCAUCGAAAUUAUAGUACAAAUACAGCCAAAGUACAGUUUACACCCUAAGUAAAGGGAGAGGCCAGGACAUAGCAUAAGCAACUAAAACUUCAAAGCAAGCAAACCAGACAGCCAGCCAUCCAAACCAGCAACAUCCGACAACAAACUACAAAAUGCAGUGAUCGCAACCAUGCGGCGGCAACCAAAACAGCCAACCAGAAAGAGGUAAACCAGGUAAACAAAUAAACAAAACCACAAAAAUAAUAAGAAUAAGCUGUACGCGCAGUGCUGGUAAACGCACUAUGCGGCAGCGCUACAGUGCUGCAAAGCAGCACAUUCACAGACCGGAAACCAAAGCGAAAGAAUUUCAUUUACUGAUUAACUGAAUGUGAGCAUAAGCACAGCAAAUUAAACUUAAUGCAUAAUAAAAAACCAAAAACAACACGUAAUCUAAAAAGCAAAAACCAAAAUAUAUACUACACGUAAACCAAAUAACAAAUAUAAAUGCAGAUGCAGCCAUAUGCAAUUUUAACUAGAAUUUAAAGCAUUAUUACAGCAAAAUAACAAAAUAACAAAAUACUGAAUACCGCAUACUCUGAAUGAAGAAAAGAUUUAAAUGAGAACAAUUGGUCAAAUUUGUACAUAAAAAUCACAUUUAAAUACAACUACAUACACGUAAUUAAAUAUUACUACAGUUUAAGCAUAAGCAAAACAAACCUAAAGCUAAACCUAAACAGCAUAAUAAACCCUACUCCCUAUGUCAGCCCCCAAGCACCCAACUAACCAACGCAAAAACUAAAGUCAGCCAUGGGCAAAGGCAAUCCUUAUACACAGAGCUUUACUGCAUUGAAAGUGCGCGCAAAUGAAGAUUUUUUUUUACUUUCGAGAACAUGUGCCAAAACAAACCAACAGAUACAUACAUCAAGUUACAGAUACAAAUGUAUCUAAUACAGGACAUAUAUGUAUAUCAAAUAACACAAUGAUUUUGGCAAAAAAGGCAAAAUGAAAUUUCAAAUCAUAAUAAUGAUAUCUGCUUCUAUUUAGGUAAGUUAGUUAAACAUCCUUGUUUUGGAAAACAUCUGAUCACAAAAAAAUAUAAUGAAAAUGAGCACACAAAUUUGCAGUUUAGGUUAAAAGAAACAACAAAAAAAAAAGAAAUAAAACCAAAACGAAAUAAAAUCAAAAUCCAAAAACCAAAAACCAAAACAAAAAAACGAAAACGAAUACUUAAAAUUAUUGCGUUUUUUUAGUAGCAAACGCGAUUCACAAAAUUUUUAAACACUUUUGACCGAAAAUGAAAAAUUAUAUAUAUUAAAAAAGAAAUACAACAACAAAAAGUUUUGAGAACAAUGUAAAUUUUUAUCACUUAUCUGGCGAAGAGUAUCAGAGAAUACCAAUUUUUGAGCGCAUCGUAAUGGAUGCGCCGAUUUUUUAGUUCACAACUGCAAUAGAGCAGCACAGCCAGUGCAAUACUUUUGGCGCACACUGUGCUGCACACAAACGGAUUAAGUUCAAAUAAAUGAAAUUUUUCCAAUUACCGAACAAAUAUAAAGCAACAAUUUUAAGCAUCCUUAGUUCUCAAGUUUAUGAAAAGAUUUUGGCUUAUGAUAUAAAAGAGUAAAAAUAACAACAAAGUUAAAAUUCAAAAUUCGAUUGAUAUAUAUAUAUUAUACACACAAAACACACUCACGCACAUACACAUACACAUACACAUACACACACACACACAUGCUGCACAUGUUUGUGAAGCAAAAAAUCAAAAUAUAAAAAAAGUUGCAUAACAUUUACCAUAAUAAUAUUAACAAAUAAAUAACUAACAACAAAUUGAUAACUAAGUAUUGAACAAUUUAGUUUUAACAGCCAACAAUAGCCAGGGAAACAUACACAACUCGUAUGUGAUAUUUUUGAGUUAAUCUCUCAUUUAUUUUUACUGAAACGCAUAUACAGCAAAAUAAAAAAAAAAACAAAAACAAAAACAACAACAAAAAAACAAUGUAACAAGCCCAGUUCAAUGUGACAAUACAAACGAACAAGAACAACCAAAUAUUAUUAUAAUAUUAACAAUAAUUAUAAUAAUAGCAACAACAUGCACACACAGCACUUCCAACAGCAACUUUUUUUGGGUUGUCUACACAUAUCAAAAACCAAAACAAAGAACCCAACCAUAACGUAACAUGUUUUUCUGUUCAGUCUUUAAGCCAUCCUUAGUUCAAAUUUAAAACAUGAUAUUUACCCAGUAUAACAAAUAACAUAUAUAAAAAAUCUAUAAAUAUUAUAAGUGUUUAUAUAGUUGAAUUUUCAAUGACUAAACCAAAUGUCUAAACGAAUUUUAUGCCACAGUUUCAUUUGCAAUAGUCAAAACGUGCCAACCGCGCGUACCGGGAUAAUUUAUAGUACAAUGCAACAACAAAACAAAAAACAAACAAACAAACAACAAAUACAUACCAAUAAAUUUUUAUAAAACUAUUUAUAUUUUUAUAAAAAAAUAAUAAACAAAACAAAAACAAAAACAAAAGAUCGAUUAUGAAUUAACCACAACAACAACAAUAGCCAAUUAGCAUAAUAAGCCAAAACUUUUAGUUGACAAUUCAAACAUUUUUUGUUCACAAUUUAACUACAGCAACAUUUAUGUUUUAAGUUUAAAAGAAAAAAAGAAAAACAAGAAAACAGAGCAGAAAACUGCCAGCUGCUUUUAGGCAUGAUAUGAGCGGAAAAGAGUGAAACAAUUUGCCACGAAAUACAAUUGAGGAGAGACGAUGCAAGCACAUGCCAUAUACGAAAUUAACAAUAGAAUCCAGAAGAAAGCCAAAUGUGUCGAAGACUCGAAGACGGAGAGACUGGAAUAUGACCCUAAAAUGCCUGCCUGCUACAAAUAAAAAAAAUACAAACAAAUAAAGAAAUAUUCGCCCAGCCCGUGUGCUUGCAACAACAAAACUCUGACAUUGUAUGAUAGCGUGGCAUGCCUCUUGCCACCAACCUAAGCGAAAUUCGCAGCAGCAGCAAGAAUAGACAACAAAAUAAGUGAUAAAAACAAAACAACAAAUAAAACCUUUUGUUUCACAAUUCUCUUACGAAAAACUCACAAUCAAUCAAUUGAUAUGAAUCACAAGCAUUGCGUGCGUUAAACUGAUCCAAUUUCUGACAAGGACGAUUGCGGCGACUGCGCCUGCGCGUAUGCAACAGAAAAUAACUGCAAGCUCCUUUGGUUUACUCUCUCACACACUCACGCAGACAGCAAUACAAAAUAGCAACAAUAAACAAGCGAUAAAUUGAUCAAGCAAUUCGAGCAAAAAUGUGCGCCUCAACGAGCCACAGACAAUAGCCCAGCAAUAUUAUUCUUAUUUUUCCAAUGGGCGCCAUCUUUGUAAUUCCCCGAGAAUUAAAGUGGCGCCAACCAGCCGUAAAAACAGAAGUACAACCAAAUCAAAAACAAAUAUUGGCACCAUGAAUCGCACAGAUAAUUGACGAUAAUGUUGAAAAUAUAUUCUGUUGCCCCGCUACGCGAACAGCCGUCAAACUAAUUUGAAUCUAUACGAAAUAUAGAUACAACAAAAACAUAUAGAUAAACCCAAAAUAGAGCGCCGCUUGUCAGAAAUCGCCUCAGGCGUUUGUCAAAAUUCUACAAAUAUUUUUUGUAAAAACUGUAGGAGCAAACGAAAAACGCAAUUUUAUCAAAUGAUAUAUAUAUGUAUAUGAUAGAUUAUUGAUUUUCAGUUUCCUAAUUUUAGUUGAAUCUCAGUUUUGUUGUUUUUUCGCUUUUACUUUUCAUAAAAGCGAAACCGACACAAGACGUAUGUAGGUGACACGCCCCCUUGUGCGUGUGUAAAAUAUGUAUAAAAAAUAAAAUAAUAUACAAAAAGAAAACAAAUAAAUGAUAAACACAAAAAAAAAAACAAUUAAAAGCAAACAAUAUUUAUACAGAGACUGCAAACAAAUGUGAUCAGAUAUUUUAUAAUAAUAUAAGUUUACAAGAAACCGCUAAAAACAAGUAAUAAGAAAGCCAAAACCAAAAAUCUCUAGUAUUUAUUGCAAUAGCGAAACAAAUCAAAAUCGAGAACAUCCACUAAAGAACAAAGAACAACAAGCGCAACCUUGUAAACAAAAUGUAAGUCAAUAUUAAAACGUAAGUGAAACAAAACGAAAAACAAAAAAAAAUAUUUAUAAUAAUAUUUUUUACAAUAGCAUAUACAAAAAACAAUCUCUAAAUAUAGCAAACGACAAAGAAACCGAGCGAGAGCCGCAGCCUAGCAGACAGUCCCCCCUCCAACCCCCCGUCGAGGAGCAGGCUGCAGCUACUUGCGCAACAGUUGCCUUUCACAGAAACAAUUUACCGUUUAAGUUACAAAUAGUGAAAUAGACAAAACCAAAAUGGCGGCGGUCUCAACAGAGCGUUGCCACAGUUUUCAACCAGUUUUCAGUUAACAAAUGUUUAAGUUCAUUAAAUACAACAACAACAAGAACAGCUGCAAAAUGCUGUUUAUUUAGUUAACGGUUCAUACAAAGAUUAUAUUUAGUUUUAGUAGGAGUGAAGAGUGAAGUAGAAGAACAGCAAGAGCAAGAAAGAUGAGUCAUGAAUUAAGAGCUCAAAGCAGUAACAAAAACAAUUCAAGCCUCAAAACUUGACUAAAAAAAAAACAAAACCAAUAUCAAAAACAAACAGAAACCAUAAAUAGUAACUUUAAAAAAACAAUUUUCCAAUCUGUUAUAUGAGUUAUAAUCUUUUAACUAAGUAUAGAUGGAUAUAUAUACCUAUAUACAUAUAUAUAUAUAUAUAUAUUUUGUUCAUACAACAACAACAAGUUUAGGUACAUUUUGCUAUGAUUUUGCGAGCUUUCAAAAAAAAUGUCUUUCAGUUCUGAACAAUAGUGCCGGUAAUAUUAUUGAUAUAAGUAACUAUAUACAUGAAUAUGUAUACAAAUGUGUAUACAUAUAUUUAAAUAUAUAUGUACAUAAAAUGCAUACUCUAGACGUCAUAAACCGUAUUCCAGCAUAGCUAACUAAUGCUCUAAAUGUACACUGAAUGAAAUACACCAGAAACAACCAAUUCAAAUGAUAUGCAACACACAAUAACGGAUAAAGAAUUUAUUUGCGCUCAAUUUUUUCUAGCAUAUAUAAGCGAGUGUUUUAAGACCGCCUUUUGCCCAGAAUCUGUCUACAAACCAAAUGCCCAACCCCCUUACACAAACACACGUAUCCCCCAUAUAUGCAUCAUUCCACAUGCCCUAUAAAUAUAUAUAACUUAUUAACUAUAUAAGAUGAAGUAAAUCGAAAAAAAAAAAACAGACAAAAUAAUAAUAAAGGUAGUUGCUAUUUUAAAUAUGUAUUACAACAAAUAAACAAAACGAAAAAACUAUCAUUAAAUAUGCAGCACAGUAUGCAAUAAAUGUUGAGCAGGAACCAGAAACCAAGCAGACCCAAAAAACCGCAACAACAGAAAAAAUAGCAAAACAGCAACAACAACAACAACAGCAACAGUCAAAAACAGAAAUGUUCCAAUCCAUAAAACAAAAACUCAAUACAAAAAUACGUAUGAUAUUUAUAUCCUUUUUUACUUACACGUAUAAUCAAGAAAAAAUGGAAAAGAACUCAAAUCAGUCAAAUCGGAGAGGCGCCGCCUUUAGGUUUAAUUUUAUGCACAUACAGCAACACUAUAGCCACACACACACACACACGUACACACACACAAUGCAGUCAAAGAAAAAAAAAAACAAAAGUCAAUGUCAGCAUAGGUAUGAAAACUAAGCGUACUUAAAUAAAUUACAUAAUUAUAAAGAAACAAAAACAAAAGCAAAACCAAAACCAAAAUCAAACAUAAAUUUCUACUCAUAGUUUAGCAAUCGUAAUUAAUUUAUUUUUUGCAAUUAACUAAGCAAAUGGACACAAAGCAAUUCGCAUAUAGGACAUAACUUACAUAGUUCCCAAACCGACUAACUAAUUAACUAACUACAAACAAACAAAAAUAAUAGAAAUUUUCGCCAGCCAACAACAACAACUACACAACAGCAAAGCAGCAACAAGAAGAAGAAGAAGAAGAAGAAGAAGAACAACAACAACAACCAUAUGCCGUUCAAUUAACAACAAUAACAACCGCUAAGAACUAGAACUAGAACUACUUAGACGCCAAUCAGUUAUCAAUUAGCUAACCUAUGAUUUAACAGCAACUUACACUAUACAACAAAACCCAUGCCCAGCAAACAAAACCAAUGUCUCGACACUGAAAAAUUUCAAUUAAAAGCA